This is a messenger RNA of Ciona intestinalis (vase tunicate), 2635 nucleotides long. RefSeq names its product leucine-rich repeat transmembrane protein FLRT2-like. The record is from RefSeq and is a predicted model, not a curated record. NCBI's taxonomy places the organism in Eukaryota, Metazoa, Chordata, Ascidiacea, Phlebobranchia, Cionidae. Gene Ontology annotation, molecular function: protein binding.
UGCGACCUCGCGCCCGGCUUGGGCAAUUAAAAUUCCCCGAUGUGUAAACAAAUAUUCUCUCAAUACAGAAAUUUGGAUGAAUUAGGUUAGGAGAACAGAAAACAGUAGAAAAUGGAAACAACGUUCAAAAUCCUUAUUUCUUUCACUCUGUUGGUUAAUAUCUGUCAGGCUUCUGCUUGUGUUCGAAACUGUCGAUGCGACAGCCGUAAUAAUGUAUAUUGCAUCGAAAACUCCUGGACAUUUGUGCCUUACGGUAUCCCGGUCGAAACUAGAAGUUUAAACAUGUACAGGAACAAUAUAACGAAUGGGCCGACCACCAAUGCAAAUUUGGAAAGACUAAUAAACCUAAAGAAACUGGACAUGCACCAAAACGAUUUAAAAUCAUUUCCAAUCGGCCUUCCAAACUCGCUGGAGUUAAUUUACUUUCAGAAAAACGACAUCAAGUACAUCGGGCGUAAUUCAUUACACGGAUUAUCAAACUUAAACGAGUUACAUCUGGACGAAAACAACAUCACAAACAAAGGACUUUCGUCGGUCGCUUUCAAGGACGCGACACGACUCAUGGAGCUCGUACUGACUAAUAACUUGCUGACAGCUGUACCCGAAGGCUUACCGGUAUCCCUCCGCGUUCUUAGGUUAGACAACAACCUAGUUCAGAGGGUUACCGUCUCCGCAUUGCAGCCGCUUACGAGACUGAUAAGGUUGGACUUAUCCGGUAACUCAAUCAUACAAAACUUUGUAGAACCAAGCGCAUUCUUGGGACUGCACCGACUCCGCACACUUGACGUUAGUGCAAAUCGACUGACACAAAUACCAAAGGGCUUGCCGGAUAAUUUAGAUGAACUUUUAUUGUCAAAGAACUCAAUUGAAUUUGUGUAUAGUACAAGCAGUGAUGAUGGCUCGCCGACCGCCCAUGGAAGUUUAAGUGGAUUAACGAUGCUUACGAAGCUUGACCUGUCGUCCAACAAGUUACAAAGCGUUGAAUACGGCGCCUUUGACGGCCAACAACGACUGCGAACCUGCGAGUUACAGAACAACCCGUGGCAAUGUGAUUGCUACCUUACAUACCUGAAGCGGUGGCUUUCUUCUACGACUACAACUCUGAGUAGUGAGCGUAACACACGUUGCUCAACCCCACAAGCAUUUAGCGGGGUCACGUUGAGAAAUAUCGACCAAGAAGUUCUUAAUUGUGAUAUCAGGGAAGCAGGCGCAUUUCGUAUAAGUGAUGUAACAAGCAACAGUGCUAUAUUAUCUUGGUCCAAUUCUACAGAAACACCAGAUCCUGCAUUUGUCAACAUAAGAGUGAUGUCGGGGAAAAUGUCUUGUAGUAACUGUUCGUUUUCCGACGAUCCCACCAACGGUGUCUUAACAGUUUUAAGAGGUGCUGCUUCGGACUGGCUGUCGACUUACAGCAUUGUAAACGUUGCUGGAAAUAUGUACAAGAUAAAUGGCCUGGAACCUAACAGACAUUAUGCUGUAUGUCUCCUGGAUUCGACACAAGACCCGAAGUUGGUAACAACCGACCAAUGCCAGGAUUUCUGGUUAAAAGAACCCCCUACAACAUCCGCACCUAACUCCCAAGUUGACCCAAAAUCAAAUAAGCUUCCACUCUGGCUUAUAGUGCUCUGCUGUGUAUUAGCAGUGCUCUUAUUACUUGCACUUAUAGCUGUUGUAAUAUGCCGUCGAAGGUCCCGCGAAAAACCAGUCUUAGGCGCUGGGAAUAUGUAUACUGCUCCGAGACUUACAAACUCGCGACACAACCGUCAAGAGUAUUAUUUCCCCGAUUCCUACCUGCCUGGUUUCACCCAAAACUCAGCUACGCAGCGUAGCGACCGUACUUACGCCGAAGUUGGACCUGGCGGAAAUGACGCAGCUAUUGACGCAAUGCGUGAAUUUGACGUCACUUUGAUGGUGAAACCGAAUGACGCCACAGCACCAAAGAGAUUACACAUGACACAAGACAGUCUGAGUUCGUACAGCAGCCGCCACGACACAAUCUCAACCAAUCAGACAGCUGCUGAUGGGUCACGUGGUUCACCACCACCCAGCUACGAGCCCUACGAUUCUAUUGGUCACCGUUCCUCCGAGAGUAUGACGUCACGAUUACGUCAGGACACCGAUUAUGUAUACGACCUUCUGCUGCAGAGGUAAAACGUGAAAUUUUUGCUUUUCUCAGCGCUGACAAUUUGAUGAAUGCAGAACGAAUGAAAUAUGCUUCUAAAUUAGUUCCCAUUUCAAAUAAAACGAUAAAGUUGUCUUUCUUAAUGCUUCUUUUUUUCUUACAUAUCUAGUAAUGACCGAAGUGUCUUAGUUUUGAUACAACAGUUGAAAAACUGGUCUUGUAUUUAUACGUUUCUUAUGUAAAAAUGAUUGUAUUUCGGUUUUCGUUAUUUGGGAUCCGGUAUCUCAUGCACCCGUGUUUCUUAUUGUUCCUUGUGUCUUUCCCACCCAUAUGCAGCUUUUAUUUUUCUAAUAAAAUUCACAGCGAAAACACUGUUGUUUUAAAGCCCAAGCCACGGCGAAUGAAAACAAAUAAGCAAAACCUGGGACCAUCAUUCGCGACCUAAUUUUGUUUUCUCAACCGGCCCUGUUUCGCCGUGAGGAUUCGCUAAAAUAAACAAAACCUGUCCCCGGC